UUUUGAAGGUUUUUGUCUUAAAGUUUCCAUUUUCUACUUAAUGAGUAACCACAAUCUUUACUUAAAUAGCAUUUUUCUUGUUUUUUGAUGUUAUUCUUUCGUAGAAAAAAAAUGAAUUCUGAAAGCUCAGCCCUUACCAUGAGUAGCCCUGCUGUAAUAAACCAGUGUGCCAGAGGAGGAAUGGAACAAGAAAAAAUUUGGCCGAAACAGCAGCAGCAGAAUAAUUUUUCCUUGUUUCCUUCCACCAAGGGCUGGAAUUUCAGAGGGAAAAAACGGAAAAAGAGUACUCAAGAUGAAGAUACAAUCAGUAUCUGCAGCCUGGAUACAAGUGAGCCCAGUAACAAACGGGUCAAGCCUCUUUCCAGAGUCACAUCCCUGGCCAGCCUCAUCCCUCCUGUGCGAGCCACUCCUCUGAAGCGCUUCAGCCAAACUCUGCAGCGCUCCAUCAGUUUCCGCAGCGAGAGUCGCCCCGACCUGUUCAGCCCACGGCCAUGGUCUCGAAAUGUGCCCCCUGCUAACACAAAGAGGAGAGACAGCAAACUGUGGAGUGAGACCUUUGAUGUCUGUGUCAAUCACAUGCUUACAUCCAAGGAAAUCAAGCGGCAAGAGGCUAUCUUUGAACUUUCCCAGGGAGAAGAAGACUUGAUAGAAGAUCUGAAGUUGGCAAAAAAGGCUUAUCAUGACCCAAUGCUUAAGCUUUCCAUAAUGACAGAGCAAGAGUUGAAUCAAAUUUUUGGAACACUGGACUCUCUAAUUCCUCUGCAUGAAGAUCUUCUUAGGCGACUUCAAGAAGUGAGGAAACCUGAUGGAUCAACAGAUCAUGUUGGCCACAUCCUCGUGGGUUGGCUUCCAUGCCUGAACUCCUAUGACAGCUACUGCAGCAACCAAGUAGCAGCCAAAGCUUUAUUGGAUCACAAGAAACAAGAUCACAGAGUGCAAGAUUUCCUGCAGCGCUGCUUGGAGUCUCCUUUCAGCCGCAAGCUGGACCUUUGGAAUUUCCUUGACAUCCCCAGAAGCCGUUUGGUUAAAUACCCACUGCUGCUCAGAGAAAUUUUAAGACACACACCAAAUGAUCAUCCAGAUCAACAGCAUCUGGAAGAAGCUAUAAAUAUAAUUCAGGGAAUUGUGGCUGAAAUCAACAUAAAGACUGGGGAAUCUGAAUGCCAGUAUUACAAAGAGAGACUUAUUUAUCUUGAAGAAGGGCAAAGGGAUUCACUGAUUGAUAAUUCACGUGCUGUGUGUUGUCAUGGGGAACUGAAGAACAACAGGGGAGUGAAACUGCAUGUCUUCCUCUUUGAAGAGGUGCUGGUGAUCACUCGGGCCGUGACGCUCAAUGACCAGCUGUGCUACCAGCUGUACCGGCAGCCAAUUCCCGUCAGGGAGCUGCUGCUGGAGGACCUGCAGGAUGGAGAGGUGCGCCUGGGUGGAUCCAUACGUGGAGCAUUCAGCAACAAUGAGAGAAUCAAAAACUUCUUUAGAGUCAGCUUCAAAAACGGAUCCCAAAGCCAGACUCACACUCUCCAAGCCAACGACUCCUUCAACAAGCAGCAGUGGCUGAACUGUAUCCGGCAGGCCAAGGAGAAGGCUGCGUGUGCAGGCAAGGCUGGUGGGCUGGCAGCACGUUUCCUUGUGCCUCCCCACGGACGCAGAGUGGCCCGGGGAGAGGCUGCCCUGGAGCAGAUGGAGCAGUCAGACUGUGAGUCAGACUGCAGCAUGGACACCAGCGAGCUCGGCGCCGACUGCGAGCGCAUGGAGCAGACGAACUCUUGGGAGAGCGAAAAGCAAAUAGAAACCAACGUUUGA
This is a messenger RNA of Cinclus cinclus, 1803 nucleotides long. RefSeq names its product Rho guanine nucleotide exchange factor 3 (gene ARHGEF3). NCBI's taxonomy places the organism in Eukaryota, Metazoa, Chordata, Aves, Passeriformes, Cinclidae. The coding region runs from base 88 to 1803 and encodes 571 amino acids. Gene Ontology annotation, molecular function: guanyl-nucleotide exchange factor activity. The record is from RefSeq and is a predicted model, not a curated record. The transcript has 12 exons. Gene Ontology annotation, biological process: intracellular signal transduction; positive regulation of Rho protein signal transduction.